Messenger RNA from Toxoplasma gondii ME49, 12633 nucleotides. RefSeq lists its product as hypothetical. The transcript has 3 exons. The record is from RefSeq and is a predicted model, not a curated record. Lineage: Eukaryota; Apicomplexa; Conoidasida; Eucoccidiorida; Sarcocystidae. The coding region runs from base 1 to 12633 and encodes 4210 amino acids.
AUGGCUGCCUGCCCGUUUUGCCAAGACGACAGCGGAGCUCCGAAAGAAGUGCCUCUUUCUCUCUCUGUAUCUCAAGUUGACAACGCGUUUCUUGAGGUCCUGGCCCACCUCUCAGGACUGCCGCUCUUCUUCUCUUCUGCGCUCGUGGAAAGCCGUGCGUCCACCCCCGCCGCAGCGAGAGAAGGCGACAGGGAAACGCCGACCGAGCGAACGCGAGAGGCGGACAAAGAGCGAGAAAAGGCACCAAGAGGCGGACCACGCAGGAGGAGGGACUUCCCGGCCUAUGCUGCAGAGCGCGGCGAUCGGUCACUCUCUGCCGAUCUUCUGGAAGACAAGACACCCGGAAAAGCGCAAGACAUUGCAACCGAGCUGGUGAGUCAAAGGUCUUCUUCGUCUUCACGGUCGUGUGUGUGCCCGUCUCCUAGGUACGAGUAUUUCACUCCAAGUCUUGCUUUGUCGUCGCAGCAAAGAGGCUGUGCUCAGAUCGACGGCAGACAUCUGAGGUCUUUCCCGUGGGUCGCCUUCUCUCCGUCUCCCUCCCCAGCACUCUUGGGUGAGCGACUGUGGCGGUCUCUGCAGCUUCUGCGCGGUUCUGUUUCUCCGGCAGCUCCUCGCCCGUACUCGACUUCUCACACUGGGAAACGAGCGGAUUUCCCCCUGCACGCACAAGCAGAAAACAGGAAAUCGCCUCUCUUCGUUUCCUUUCCUUCUGUGGGCCAACCGCCUGUCGCUCCCCUUGAGCUAGAACCGGAAAGGUCCCCUGUUCUGCCAAGUGCCUCUGGUGACUUCCGCUUCUUCUCGGCGUCUCUUGAGACGCCGCCUUCACCUAAACGUACGCCUUCAGUCCACUCCACAAAAUCGAUGGGGACAAAGGCCCUCGCGCCUUCCCCUGUUCUGUCGAGACGACAGGCGAGAAGGCAGAGAAAACGAAGAGCUGCAGAGGAGGCGAAGCGUCUUGCAAGCUCUUCUCCAUGUCCGUCGGCUUCCCUUGUCUCUGCCCAGCGUGGAGCUCGCGACCCCACUCGAGGAGACAGCGAGGCUCAGGGGACAACAGCGUCCUCGCAGAAAUUCGCGCUCUCUCGCGUCGAGCAACCGGUCGAUUAUCUGUUCAAACGCAGAGUUGGUCGAGACGAAGAGAGGUGCGAGGGUAAGCGGGGGAAACAGACAGUGCAGUUGAUUCAGGAAAACGAAGGGGGAGCAGGAAGGGCGGUGGCUGGAGAGGAGAAAGGAGAGGCACCAGACGGAGCAGAGACGCGGUGGGGAAGCGCGCGUGCUGGUCACCAAGAUGGGGACAGCGAACUAAAAACUCGGCUUUUCGUAGAGUCUCAAGGCAGUGCGAAGUUGGUUGAUGUGUCAUUGAAACAGCGUCUGAAAGAAGAAGAAAUCUACGCAGCUGUACCGCCUCUCCAACUCCUUCUUCGACGAGGCCUCUCACUUCUGGAAAUCGUGAAGUACACUCCCCGAGAAUGCAGGGUGCCGCAGGGAGGACCGAGCCAGGAGGGCAGCGAGAGAAGCGAAAGACGCGAAGAAGAAAUUUGUGGCCAGCAGGGGCACAGGUGUAGCGACGAAAGCGAUCACGGACUCCCAAAGGACAAGAGACCGCGUCUGGACGUCGAACAGCAUGUGGACGCCGGCGACGGGUCGAGGGCCGAGAACAUCGGGAAGAGAAGGAAAAGAAGACAGGGGAAGGAAGUCGAGGAAACCGGCGGCGAUGGAGUGACGUGGGGACUUGACCUAGACGACGAACUUGGAAAGACAGAGCAGGCAAAGGAAUCGGAACGGACGUCGCAUGCGGCGGCUACCCCAGGAGCUUCCUUAUCCCAAGAAUGCGACAGCCCUGCACCUGGAAGAAACUCGGCUUCUCCACAAUGCCCUGCUGAUGGGGCUCCAGUUUCUUCUUUUGCUUCGGUUUCGCCGUCUCUGUCUUCUCUCUCUGUUUCUUGCGUCCCCUCGACCCGGAAGAAAACAGAGCAGCACCUCGUGCGUAUGGGGUUGCCGAAAUUUUUCGACUUUCACUUGCCGCUCUUCUCGGCUUUUCUUCUUUGCAUGCAUCGGCACAAAAGUUCGCUUCCUCUCCAACUCCACCGUGUGUCUCCGGCACUCCGUAGUCAACCAGAAACGCGUGGUCAAGAGGAGAAAGCGGAGCAAGGGGGCUCUUCGGUCACCACGCGCGUUUCUGUUUUUCAGGACUCAUCUGAGAAUGCGGAGGAUAAACUGACUAGAAACGGUGAGGGUUCCGACUCUUUUGAAGAUCUCGAAGGGGAUGUUCUUAGCCGCGACGAGGUCCGGAGUUGCCACCGAAAAGAGAGAAUUUUCUUGGAAAGCGAAGAAAAACGUCUUCACGCUUCCCUUCGUCGAGCAGUCGAAGCCAUUGCGAUGACGCCUGCAGACACUUUCUCUCUGGUCCAGCACCUCAGACAAGGACAAGUCGAAAACAAGGAAGAAGGCGUAGAGAAAUUCCGGAGAGGUGACAGGUGCACAGGGCCCUGCUGCGCGAGAGACGGUUCCUCAUCUCCUCUGUGUACACAGGUUCCGAGUCCUUUGUCUGUGAAUCCGAACGGCGGCAGACCGAGCCGCCUUCAGCUGCCUCCGACCCUUCGAGCAGAGACGCUUCAACCUGCUCUGCUAACAGCCGCGCACAAUGCAGUUCUGUCCACGCGUCAACUAGCGAGUCGAGUGCAUGCAGCCUUCGCGCUCGCUGAAGAAAUGCGGUUUCUCGAGGAUUCACGACACACCGAUGAAGGCCAAGGCAGAGAUAAACAGGAGAUACCAAUCGACCUACGCGCGUCGGAAGGCAGACCACGAGGCGGCAACGCAGCAGUCAAAUGCACCAGCUUGGCGUCAGCGUCGGUUGUCAACGAAGGACCUUGCUCUUCAUCUUCUUUGUCCACUUCGUCUCUCGAAACGUGCUCCUCGUCCCACUCGCUUUCGCCGCGGAGUUCGCCGUUCGGUGUGGAAGUUUUCGCACUGGAGAAAGUGAACGGCGAAAACGCACAAAUCUCGUUUUCUGUCGCUCUUGACGCCUGGUGCAUCUGCAGCAAAAACGUCUCGUUGCUCGUGCCUUCGGAGGCUCUUUCCGAGGAAACAGAGCUGAAGGAGGAACACAGAGAGACAGAACACCCGCCCAGAGAGUGCUGGCCUACUGGCCAAAGGACGACAGACGCAGGGAAAGAAGAAGGACGAGGAGCCGAGCCCAAUAGGAAAGUGAACAAUGAAGACAACGAAGCGAGGGGGAUAUCCUCGUCCCAGCCACUGGGAGAGACAACGAGACAUGACGCGGGGGUUGAAGAUCAUAUUUUAGACAGAAAAGAACUCCGAUACCAACAUGCCAUCAAAGUGGCCUGUGCUUGGAAGAGGCUGCUGUCAGGGCGCUCGGAACACCAGGUCGAGUCGCUCAAGCGCUUCCUGUCGAACCACACCAUUGUCGGAGAGUUCGUGGGGUGCAAGAAGAAACAGCACUUUCUGCCUUACUGGGAACCAUCGUAUGCAAAGCUUUUUCUGUCUCGCGUCUCAUCGACCAGUUCUUUAUCUUCAUCUUCUUUUCCGUAUCUGAUUUUCUACGCGGCAGUCCCUCACGAUGGGUUCCAGGUGUGCUUGCCUCCGCAUGCAGCUCUCACCUUACUUCGCGAAAAAUACCAGCUGCCGACGGCUCGCAUUUUCUCCUCGUUUUCCGCUUCUUCUCUGGUUCCGUUCCUCGAACAGCUGCAAAGUGUAGUCGACGAAACGUUCUGCAGCGAUAUGCACGUGGGUGGAGUAGGCGAAGGAGUGGUCCUCUAUUUCACAGGACCUUGUCAUGCCUCUGCCUCUUCGCUGUCGCCUUCUGCUUCUUUCGAUGCAUCCCCUUCGUCUUGCGCUUCUGGCGAGCACUCCGACGAUACGCGCUCCCGUCCAGGACAUGAUGCUCUGCUAUCUUCGUCGUGUCUACCUUCUUCAUCCCCUCCUUCCAGUUCAUCGUCUUCCUCGGCUUUACCUGCAUCUCUGCCUUCGCCUCCCCUCUGUGUCUUUCCUCUCGUUCUCGGUCUGGCAAAAGUCAAGAGCCUCGGUUACCUUCUUCGUCGACGCAUUCGCGAGAAGCUUCGGCACUCGAUCUCCUCGUUCUCUCUCGUGCCUCUCGCUCCCCAUAUGCUCGCGGUCUCCGCGUCUCCGGCCUUUUCUUUCUUCUCGUCUCUCGCGCUACACCACCCUGCGGCUUCUGCCCGCUCCUCGCUGAUUCCACAUCUCCUCAAAAACCGGCAACAGCUGUCGUGUCGUCAGCGGCGAAAGCUCCGGGCGCUCCUCGCCACUUCUCUUCUUACCUCGGAACUCAAUCCCGAAGAAGGGGGCCUUUCAGAGCGAGCGCAGGAAAGUCCUUCCUCGCCGCUGCGGUCUGCACGAGGAAGCGAAUCUGUGUUCAAAGAUGAACGGCAAGCAUGCGGAGAUCGGAACCAAAUAAGGUGGGGGGACGGCAACUCCGAAUCCGUGCGAGAAGCCCGUGAAGAAACAGACAUUAACGAGAGCCUGAGAGCGGCUUUCGACCGCAUUCAACUUAUCGCUUGGAGUCAACUCGAGCGGGGCCAGAACGAACAGCAGGAGGCGGGUGAAGGCGAGCCUGACGAAGACAGGGAAAGACACACUUUUUCGCGAACAAGCGCGAAAAGAACGCCAAAUUCCUCCGAGACAACGCACAUCCCGGGGUGGGCAGAAAAACUCCUGACCGGGAAGACAGAGGCCGCCGCGGGGCUCCGAGUCGACGCUGCGUGUGCCGCUCUCACGACAGACCCUCACAUGUGGACAUGUUCGUUUUCUUCGCUUUCUGAUUCUGAAGAGUAUUCCUCUUCUCUUGGCGUCCUUGCGGAACGCUCUGAGUGUUGGCUGAUCGAAUUCGUUCAAGAGGCGAUAGGGCAUCUCCCUCUGCAGCCGGCUUUCAAUCCUGCCGUCGUGCGUCUCCGGUCCCUGGUCUCUUCGCCCUCGUCCCGGUCGUCUGCUGCGAAUCGUGGCGGUAUCUCUUCACUGAGGACGGCUCUGCAUGCAUCCCGGUCUGAAGAUGUCAAGGCUGAUGGUGAAGAACGAGCAAGCGAAGGCCUCUGUCGAAGCACGGAGAAGGCGCUCGAAGUCAGGGCCAAGGGCGAGGCGCCUGGGUCGAGUCGGGGCAAGACGCCGGCAACAGAGGAGAGAGCGAGAACGAAGGCGCCAGAGGAUGUUUCUGGGAGGCAAAUCGAAGAAGGAGAAGCCACCUCGAAAAUCGCGAAAGCGCAAAGACGCAACGAGACGGAGGAUAGAGGGAAACACGGAGAGACAGAAACGCAAGUUGGGGGAGCGAAAGAAGGGUAUGUGGAUAACAAGGAUAGGAAUUCUCGUCUGCGAAAUCACAGUGAUGUGGCUGUCGAUAUCAUUCUCUCUCUCACCCGAAAGUACGAGGACGCGCUUCUGUACGCUGCGUCUCUCGCAUCUGCUGCGGUUCUAGCUUCAGCUCUGGACCUGCCGGUUUCUAGCUCCUCACCGUCUUCUACGUCAUCCUCGUGCGUUGGCGCUGGAGACCUAAAGCACCAAAACAAUGGCAAGAAGAGGUUGUUUGAUCGCGACGGGAGUUCCCUUCUCUCUUUUCUGGAGAAGAGGAUUAACGAAGAGCGUUUGCGAACAAUCAUGGAGCAUCUUGAGGCCUUCGUCGACCUACGGUUCCUCAACUUCAUGGACGAGGCGUCUACGUUCCGUCUGUCUCUCAAGAAGGACCGGCGACACAUGCAGGAAACUGCGUCUGUAGACGGACGAGGGCGAACUCGGCAAGAUCGCGAAAAAGGGCGCACGGAGACAAUCUGUGUGGCGAAAGAAGAAACCGAAGAAGGCUCGAGCGAGCCCAUCCUCCCAGCCCCGUGUGCAGGGUCCUACGGAACAGGGGAAUCUGAAAAAAACGGAGCAGCAAAGCAGACCCUGUGCAUGCUUUCCAUGUCUCCCACACCGGUCUCUCGCCGCUCGCGCGACAACGCGUGUGAAAACAAGGGAGCAGAGUGUUUGUCUGACUCUCUGUGUCGUUCCUCUGCGCCGUCCAUUUCUCCUUCGCUCGCGAUCUCUCCCCUGCCUUCGUGUUCGCCGUUGGGGGUUUCUUCGACUCCUGUUGGCUGUGGUGUUCCGUCGCAUGCCGCUUCCUCGCCUCCCGUUCUCUGUCUCGUUGUCCCUCCGCUUGCUCUGUCGUUCAGCGUCUAUCGUUUUUUGAAUACCUUCGCAGGAUCCCGAGGUUUCCGCCUUGUUGUGCGCCACUGUCUGUUUUACCCGUGUGAAGGUUUGACGAAUUCUGGCCGUCAGCUGAAGAGUGGAAGCGACGCUGCUUCCGCCUCGAGUCUGUGUCGCUCGCCCCCUCUUUCGUCUUCAGAUCUCUCGUCCUGUGCUGCGUUCACGUGCACUCCGUCUUCCGCGCACUCUUCUCCCUCCCAGAGGCCCUCUUCGUCUGCGGCCGUGACAGUUGUUUGGGGUUACGGUUCGCCUGCGUCGCAUGAAGAUGAGAUGGAGACGCAUGCAGCGGUUUCGCUGAAGAAUUUAGGCCGGUUGUGUCUUUUGGCGCGCCAUCAACCGUCUGGAAGUGGAGAAGAAGACAUGGAUGGAAUUGCCGAGUUCUCGUCGAACGAGCGGGAGACCGGCGCCCGUACGGGAAGUACCGCUGCAGGACGUCCAACUGGAAAGGUGGGAGCUGCUUUAGAUCUUACAGCGAACGCCGAAAGAACGCGAGAUGAGGAGCCAAAGAAUCUGUGGGUCACUGCUGCCUUGAACUUCUGUCGAGUCGUGGAAGAAGACGGAGACGAAGAGGGGAAGAAGAAUAUGACAGAUGGUGGGAACGAAGACGAAGUUGCGAUAGAAAAAGAGGGAAGCACCAGCGGCGAACGAGGUGCAGGUCGGAGCCAGAAAGACCCAGAAGUAAACGGGGAAGAACGGUCUUCUUCUUGUCGCGGUGCCGCCUCUCAUGCGCUUGGACAGAGAGGUGUUGCCCCGACGUUCUUCAGCAGCCACGCGGAUAAGGUGCAGGCGGGGAAGCUGGAGACCGAAGACGAGUUGAAGAAGGGUGAGAAUACCCUUGCUGAAACUCUCAGGCAUGUGGUUGUCACAAGUGCGACCGUCCGUUUCUUAGAGCUGUUCCCCUCAUGCUUAACUCCAGAAAGAUUUCUCAGUCAAGCGUUCAUGCUUCUUCGAUUCUGGCGGUGCUUCCCUACUGAACUUCAAAAGCAAGGAGACGGAGCGGUUGAUCCACAAGCUGCAGAUUCGUCCCCCUGGAGUUUGCCUCACUCCCUCCGAAAGUGCGAAGGAGGAGACUGGAUCGGAACUGGAGCGUCUUUCUGUUCGUGUGCGUCGAUCUCCUAUGGGUCGUCUUUCAACGCUCCGCCUUGCCCGUCUGCUGCUGUCGCGUCUUCGCAUUGCCCUACGUCAUCCCUACUGCCUCACUGUGUCGUCGGGCCUGCGGAGAGAAAGGAAGAAACGUUGGAGGGUGCCGAUGACCCAGGUGUCCCUGUGACCUCGACAGGAAGAGCGAGCCAGGGCAUUUGCUUGAAAAGCGACUUCUCGAAGUCUUCAAGGUGUCUUCUCUCAGACCGAACUCCCGCCGCAAUUCGGAAAAACCAAAUCUUCUUUAUUGCCGACUCGCUGCCGCAGAACCCCACGGGCUUCGCGAAAAUGCAAUGCGUCAACUCCUCGUUGUCGAAGAGUCAGCCCAAAUUCGAAGGCGUGAACGGAAUAGGAGUCGAAUUGAGUGAACUUGAAGGAGAGGAAACAACCAUGAAGGGCCUGCGGCAGUUCGUGCGUAUCGUUGAAGCGUUCAAAGGGAACGUCGAUGAAUCCUCGUGGCCUGGGAGACCUCUGCAGUCGCCAGAAGGCUGCUCCAGAGAGUGUGUCAGAAACGCGUCGCUGCGUCCCCGAAGGCAAAGUGCCACACGAGAAGGAACCGGGGAACCCACCGUGAGCACAGGAGACGACCCAAGAUCGCAGGCGGCUUCGACGAGCGGCCGCAUAUGCUCUGAAGGCAUUCCGGGAAGCCAGAAUGGAACGGGGCGAGAGAAAGGAGACACAGUCCAGGGACCUGAGCAUCCUGCCGCUUUCCCGACUCGUCAAAAAGGAGGUGAAAAAAAUUCGUUUUCGUUUGUAACGCGUACAGACGAACAGCCAAAAUCGGCGCGAGUGAAGAGUCAAGCCGAGACACCUCCCCUGGCACUCAUCACCUGCGUCUUGCCGGUGGGAUUCCCCGGGUGCGGCAAGAGCACAGCCCUUAUGCACUUUGUACAUGAAGCAGUGAACAACUGUGUGGCAAGAAGAGAGGAAGACUGGAAACAAAGAAGGCUCCGUGAAUGCGUCCGAGAGGGCGACCAAGAGACCGGCCAAACCGGAGCGAAAGACGGAAUGGUAGAUCUACAGGAUGACAGACAAGGACAGAGAGCGUGUGGCAAGAGAAGAACGGAACAUCGAUAUCUCGCCGGUGUCGAUGCGACUGCUGAUGAAAUAGCUAUCACCAUCUGGAAUGCUUCCCCGCUUCGCCCUGACCUGCCGUUGUCUUCCCCUCGCGCGUCGACCUCCUUACCUUUCCCCCAGCGCUCCGAACAGUCGACAUCGUCUGACCUGCGACAUCACGCAGCCGCGGCGGCCUCAGGCGAACCAGGGACGGAGGGAAGACAUCGGAAAGCGCGCAUCCGAAGCGGGAGAGUUUCCAAACCUAGGCAAGAAGCCAGCGAUGUGUGUUUGGACGUUGCAGGAGGUUCCACAUUUGGAACAGUGGACAUUCUUUUUUAUGUCAGUUCAGAUGAGGCCACAGGUGCCGCGCUUCGUCGCCGGGGUGUCCGUGGAUGCGUCCCAACAAGUCGAAGCUUCCAAAAAGCCGUGAGUGCCCUUGAGGCUUCUCCAGGAAUCCUAAGUCACCCUCGCCUUUGUGAGGAAGAGUCGUCUGCAAACUCGCAGGUCGCUUGCCGUGCAGCAAGCGGAAGUGCUACAGGAGAGAGGACCCCGAGCGCAGAAUCUGCAAACGAGCGUCAUGUCGAUCGUGUCAGGCACAGGCCUCAGCCGCGAGGUGAAGUGGUGGAGGCGGACCUGGCAGAAGGGAAGCGUGACGGCGGUGGAGAGACAGGACCGACAGAAGAAGACAUUCCCGAGAACGUGUUCCGGCCGGCUGCACGGGAAGGAGCAGCUAAUCUUGCCGCCAGUGUAGACGUUUUUUUCGGUCACCUGGAGGAACGCCUCAUGGCUUACUUUCACAAGCAGGAGGAGGCCGGAGAUGAUGAAGCAGAAAAGUUGGAGGGUGAAGAAGGAAAUGAAGGAAGCGGCGUGGUACCCUCUGGUGUAUCAACAUUUGACGAAAAUACACGAAAUGUGGAUGCGCAGCUUGUGCAGAAGGAUGGGAACUCUAAUUCGAAAGGGCAUUCGUCCGAAAAUGGAACGCGGAAGCCGUUGAGAGUCCUGGUUCUCAUCGACAAAAAUUUCCCCGUUGACUCUGUUCCGAAACAGACGGCGAUUCUCCAGAGUCACUGUGCCGCCCUCAACAGAAAGCUCAAUCAGGCAUGCGCGCGAGCCCUCCACAGAUCAGUGAGUGGCCAGCCGGAUUCCCCGGAUUCUGUUUCUUUCUCUUCGUCUUUCAUUUCGACCGCAUCGGACCCAAGUCAAGAUCGUCACAGUGACGGCAGCAAAACGCUGAAACCCAUGAUCCGAGCGGCAGUCUGCCUGAUGACGUUACCACCUGACGCGCGUCAGGAUGGGUCGUUGAGGAGCACGUUUUUUCGCCCUUUGCCGUCGACUUCUCCGUGUUCCUUUGCUUCUCUCUCUUUUUCGAACUCACCCUGGGCUUUCCCUUGGUCUUUGCCCACGCUCUGCUGCUGUCUCCGGCGUGUGUUGUCUCGCACAGACCAUCCGACACUCCGCUCUCGGGUGAAGCGAAACUGUGGAGAGAGCUGUUUUCGAGCGUCUCCGUGUCCCGUAUCUGAGCAGUCUACUUCUGCUCAGAGUGUAGACCUCGGGGAGUCUCACGGCGAAUUCUUUAGUGCGCGUCCAGUGUCCGCUCCUGGUGGCACUCGGCCAGUGGGCGCUUGUGCUGUUAUCAACGUGUUUCUCUCGUUCGUCGCCAUGUAUCGCCACCAGUCUCUCGACCCUGCUGACCUUCAAAAGAUUUCUGGCGUCGACGCCGUCCUGCCAUGCCACUCAGUCUGGCUCCCCCCUCUCAAGGAGCGCCCCGCGUCCCGAGAUCGUGGCUUGAGAGGCCAAGACAGUGAAGCGACGCAAGAAGAAAGCGAGGUGCGAGGGAUGGCACAUGUCACGGACUACUACGGAAAGAGCCCUCGACGAGAAGGAAGAGAAUCCUCAGAGGCGUCCCCGAAACGAACUGUGGUAGACGCGUUUCUACCUCCGUCAGUCGAAGACGAGUGUUACCUUUUGAUCGCAACUGCGCUUCAAAAUCUGAGACCCUUUUCCGACAAUAUCUUCAACGUUCCCAUCUAUGAGCGUCUCGUGUCGCUUUUGUUUUUAUCUACUGACCGUGGCGAGUCAGCCGAGAACGAGAAACACGUGGAGUCAGGUCACCAGAAACCGAGUUCCUUCGGAUCCGGGCCAGCAACGCCCGCAUCGUCCAGAGACGCCGCUGGCGAGUUGUCGACUCAGCUGGAGGCAACUUUUGAACGUCUUCAUGGCAACUCGUCGUUUGGGUCAACCUUCACAGUUUUUGACUCGGAUUGCCAUCGCCAAGCCUUCGAGGGCAGACGUCAACGAGAAGGGUGCGGCUCUCAGCAGCCGCAGCAAGAGAGACACCGGGACCACAAUCGGAUACGAAACUACCAGCGUUCAAGGGACGUAUCUCACAUGCACAGUGGAGACGCGGGGCCUCACCGCUGCAGCCGUGUGGCUCCUCGAGGACCUUCGGAGGUGCAGGCAAAUGUUAGCGAAGAGCGAAGGCAACUGUUGAGAGUGGGUCCCGAGUUCGCAGACCAUGUUGAGCAUCAAGUCCUUCGCGAACAAGUACAUGAUGCCAGCGGACCUCCUUUAUCUGUUCACUUGUUGCACGAACAUGGAGCGGGCGAAAGUGGAGGCGAUGUCGAUGGACCCACAAGUGAAGAGCCGGCAAGCGGCCGCACACGUGAGACAACGGGGGCAGGUUUCAUAUUGUCUAAGCACCGUGUGGACAUUGUUGAAAAGUCGAAAUCAAAACUAGUCGAGCCCCGUAUGCGGCAGGCGUCUACAUCUCUCUCCGCUGUCGGUAUCUCCGAGUAUCAGGGUUCGGCUGAGCCAGUUAGAGCGGCAGUAGGAUCAUCAGCUUCACGACUGGAAGAGGCGUUAGCCCAUUGGGCAGGAGAGGAUGAGCAGAAGAAGCAAGAUCCACGCCGAGUUAUUGAAGUCAAGCUGCCUGUAUACUUCUGUAUAGAUGUUGACCGGCAUGCUUCGCUGUUGUUUGCUCUCGUAUCCUCCAGUCUUGACGCCCUUCAAGCGAACUCCCCACCAGAGGAUUUCCUCGCGGCAGCACAGCGCUUCUCCCAACUCGUCCAAACAUCCCUGCGGAAUGUCACACGCCUUCACGUGACGUCUUUUUAUCUGGGGGGCGGAGAUGUGAGGACUACUCAGCAUGAAGUGGAAGUCCUAGAAGCGCAAGCCAGACAAAGGGAGGAAGAUGCUCGAAGACGAACACGGUCGUGGGUUUCUACGCAUAUGCGAAAAGGGAGCGUUGCUGGCAAAUCAGGAAGGUCUCCGUCAGUGACCAGAGGACAAGCAGGCAGUUUGUGUCCCGGUGGGAUCGGCAGUUCUGGGAGUGGCGUCAGGAGCUUCAGUGAUUAUUCCGCGCGUGAUGAAGAACUGCUGGCCGCGUUCGUGGCAUCCCGCCGUAUUAUAGGGCAGACCUUUAAGGUCGAAGUGACGCACCUUGUUUUCUUCGGAGAGGGUCUGGUUGCUGCUGGAGUCAGGCCUCUGUGCUCCCUUGUGCUUCUGGAUAAUGAAUUCGACGGGGCCAGCAGAAGGUCUGGGGCGGUUAGCCGAACAGCCAGUGUGGGCGCAAAUCACCUUCAGCGUAAUGUUUCGUCCUUGGAUCAACAAAGGCGAGGGCCCUCAGCGGAUAUCGGCCAGCGAACAACUUCCUCACACCCCGUUGCCAGUGUUGCCGGUGUUCAGUACCCAUUACGUGGAGCAAGUCUGUUUCACUCGACACACGACACACACAAGCUGCUUGUGUGUCGAACUCCAGACUCAAGACGGGAGGAGAUGGUUACCAGCAGCAGCACGACUACGGCGAUCACUGACAGGUACCCGCACUGCGACGGCGAGAGUGACACUACGUCUUCUCUCUGUUUUGGAGAAAAGCGAUAUCCACAUAUAUCGAUGAUGUUGGCGAGGCACUUGAAGCCACAGUUUAGUAAUGUCGUGAUGACGGCCGCAGCGAACGCGCAACGACAAGCGCGGACACAAGGGCUCCUACUGACAGACACACCGCCAAUCUUCAACACAGGCGAUAGAGACCGAGGGAGUGAGAUGUCCGGCGCAACGGCAUCCUCGCAGUCUCUGUUUUCUGAAGUGAAGGAGCAUUCAUCUGAGAACGCUGGGCAGUGGAUCCUGUUCAAAGAUUUGUUUGUUGCGGGGCGCCGUGAUGCAGCUCUUGUUUUUUGUCUGCCGUCUUCAUCAGUCAUUCUUGAAGGGCCGUUUCUUGCACGAUACAAUUAG